GAUACAACACCUGCGAUGGUCACCGAAGAUAUCAACUGCAUGUCUGAAUGGCUACUGAUUGCCAACUCCAGCCGUGCAACAGCUGCCGCCAUUCUCAACACACCAGCUGCCAUUCAAGCAAUGUUAGAUGAGAAGGUUGUGAAAAUGCAACGGCACUUCGUACUGAGUCUCAUAUUGGGUUAUGCACCGCAGCUUGCAACAGACCUUAAGCACUGUAUCGGUCGCAGAUCAUCUUGCCCCACACAAGACUUAGCGAGGCUUCUACCUUGCUCAGUUGAUGGAGAAUGUGUGUUCAACACUACACAGCAAUCUGCUGUUUGCGUUUGUGAGGCAGGGCUAACUGGAAGGAGGUGUGAUGUAGACAUUGAUGAAUGUGCUAGGCCAGACCUGAACAAUUGUGAUCAACCAACUGUAGCAUCAUGCGUCAACAGUUACGGGUCAUUCGCGUGUGAGUGCAACACUGGAUACGAUGGCAACGGACGCGUAUGUACUGAUCUAGAUGAAUGUGCAGCUGGUGAACAUGAGUGUAAUGAACAUGCAAUGUGUAAUAACACUGUUGGAUCAUACUCUUGUUACUGUCAAUCUGGAUACAAGGGAGAUGGUACUAACUGCGAAGUUGAUAUAUGCGGAUCAUCUGCCAGCAGCCAACUCUGUUACCAAAUUGAGGAUAUGAAAUCCUACAACAAAAACCUGGAAGGGAAGCUGGAGGCUAGGGACAUUCAAAUUAAUCAGCUGCUCUCCGAUGUGAAGAUACUGACAACCAUUUUUAUCCAACAGAAGACGAAGAUGGAUCAAAUGGAAAUCGAGACCAAGCAACACUUCAGGAUCAUCCAGCAAAAUUCAGCUGAACAGUUUUCAGCAAUGAAUGCCACUCUGCAAGAAGAAGAGCACAAGACCAAGCAGCAAUUGAGAGCCAUCAGGCAACAUUCAGCUAAACAGUUUGCAGCAAUGGACGCUACUUUAAAGGAGGAAGGGCAGAAGUGUGGUGUGGUGGCGUGGAAGUCGUUCAGACAAACUACAGGACGUAACUAUCGACCAUCAUGGAAUGUGAUGUACAACAAGACACGCAGUAACACAGUGUUGCGGGUAACCUACACGUCAGCAUUCGGCUCUCACCGUACUUCUGGCUGGAAUUCCUUCACUAUCUCUAUUCUCAUCAACAACACUGAAUGUCAAGAUCCUGCUCCUAUUCGCAGUGGUGGAAGCGGCUAUACGAGUACUGGUGAAGAUCAUAGCGUGACUCCUGGUUCUAUCAGUGGCAUAUGUAAUAUCAACAUUGCUGGUCCACUCAAGCUAUCCACGAAAUUCACCCAGUACUCCAGUAGCCGUAACAUGUAUGAUGGGUACAAUCCUAAUGGUGCUAACCGAGAGGUAGCCACUUUUCACGUUGAAGAACUGUGUAGUAACUAACGCAUGUAUUUCAAUGACCCAGUUAUUGUUAUUCUUUUUUUUUCUUUAUUUGUGAGGGAUUUCCCAACUGGCAUUGUUCUACAUCAUAGCAUGUCGAAAUGACACUUUCCAAAGUAGAUUUGUAGUAUUCGCUUACUUUCCUUUUCGCGGUCAAAUGCGCUCCAUAUCAAUUUGGAAUCUACGAAUAUCUAUGUAAACGUUGCUCAUGAAAUACACCUACACAUGUAUUGACUUGUACAUGUAGUUUAUUUCAUUGUCAAAACUCUACAAUCUAACGUUUCACUUACCAAGCGGUGUACUUGGAGUGUCAUUUACCCUUUUGCGCCUGCCUCCCUUUACCGCCUGCCUCCCUUUUGCGUCUGCAUCACUUUGGCGCCUUCCUCCCUUUUGCGCCUGCCAUUUGUCCCUGCACUGUUUUAAAGUAUUGCACAUAUUGUGAACCUUUUGGUUGUUCUGUUUUGUUUUCAUCAUGGUUUUGAUACAGUCCUUUUAUUAGCUCUGGGUUUUUUCUAUAAAGAAUAUUGCUUUUUCGUAAACCUGGAGUGAGGCUGCAUAGCCGUUCUGAAUAUUAUAAUGCGCAUGUUUUCAUUUCUUGUUGGCUGAGUUUUACGAAGCAAAAAAGAAAUGUUGUUCUUUUUGAACGAACAGGUCAGGGACCG
This is a messenger RNA of Sycon ciliatum, 2069 nucleotides long. RefSeq lists its product as uncharacterized. The record is from RefSeq and is a predicted model, not a curated record. Gene Ontology annotation, molecular function: calcium ion binding. The coding region runs from base 16 to 1410 and encodes 464 amino acids. The transcript has 8 exons. NCBI's taxonomy places the organism in Eukaryota, Metazoa, Porifera, Calcarea, Leucosolenida, Sycettidae.